CCCAGCGCGCCUCACGUUGCAUGGGUCCCCGCUUAUUGAUAACACAAUUUGCCCGCUGGGAUCCAUCCCAGUAGCGUGAAACUCGUGGAUACGGGGACUUGAACUACAACACACAGCACCGGACCGAGGAACAACAACGAUCCGCUCAUUAUCACCGACAAAUAGAGAGCGGAGCCCACCCCUUUCACUUGACAACGCGACAUCAAGCGGGCAGAAAGGCUUUCUUCUCAUCAUACCAUCCACCAUCCACCCUGAACUGCUGUGUUGGGGAAACCCCUGAUGAGUGGGACCUGUAUCCAUGAGCCCCACGCCCCUUCCCCCUCCCUGUCAGGCUUCAGCACCCCCAUCUCAGAGCCCUCCUAUCGAAGACUUGAUGGAGACACCCCUGCAUGCACCCCCGAAACGGACCUGACCCCCACACAGUGUGUCCUCCGUAACGUGCUGUCCAUUGACACAGGCGCGCAGGCGGCGCCGGGCGGCAGCAGCCCCACUCCCAGUGAUGGACCCUCGGCCCACUUUGACAACAGCGUGCUAAAACUACAUGAACAUGAAGCCUGCCAGUGUGGCGGCGGGGCCGAGGCCGGGCAUAGUCCGGAGGCCGGUGCUGUCCGCAGGCAGUCGGACAACAUUCGGCUACAAUCAGGAAGUGGAGGGUUUUUGGAGGGACUGUUUGGCUGCCUAAAACCAGUCUGGACCAUGAUUGGGAAGGCCUAUUCCACUGAACACAAACAUAGCCAUGAAGAGUCCUGGGAGGUCCCCUUUGAGGAAAUCUCUGACCUGCAGUGGGUGGGCAGCGGGGCACAGGGUGCCGUCUUCCUCGGCAAGUUCCACGGAGAAGACGUGGCAGUGAAGAAAGUGCGGGACAUUAAAGAGACGGAGAUCAAACACCUCCGCAAACUGAAGCACCCCAACAUCAUCACUUUCAAGGGCAUAUGCACCCAGGCUCCUUGUUACUGUAUUCUAAUGGAGUACUGUGCCCAAGGACAGCUGUACGAGGUGCUGAGGGCCGGUCGUAAAAUCACCCCAUCCCUCAUGGUUGACUGGUCCAUGGGCAUAGCUGGUGGCAUGAACUACCUGCACCUCCACAAAAUCAUCCACAGAGACCUCAAGUCCCCAAACAUGCUGAUUACACAUGACGACAUGGUUAAGAUCUCUGACUUCGGCACCUCAAAAGAGCUCAGUGACAAGAGUACCAAGAUGUCAUUUGCUGGCACCGUAGCUUGGAUGGCUCCUGAAGUCAUCCGAAAUGAGCCAGUGUCUGAAAAAGUGGACAUCUGGUCCUUUGGAGUGGUGCUGUGGGAGAUGCUUACUGGAGAGAUCCCUUAUAAAGAUGUGGACUCCUCUGCCAUCAUCUGGGGAGUGGGAAACAACAGCCUCCAGCUCCCCGUACCUGAGAGCUGCCCUGAUGGCUUCAAGAUCCUCCUCAGACAAUGCUGGAACUGUAAGCCCAGGAAUAGGCCGUCUUUCCGUCAGAUCCUUCUUCAUCUGGAUAUAGCGUCAGCUGAUGUUCUCUCCACUCCACAGGAGACCUACUUCAAGUCUCAGGCUGAAUGGCGAGAAGAGGUGAAACAGCACUUUGAGAAGAUUAAAUCUGAGGGUACUUGUAUCCACCGACUCGAUGAGGAACUCAUAAACCGGCGCAGAGAGGAACUCAGGCAUGCCCUGGACAUCCGUGAGCAUUACGAGAGGAAACUGGAGAGGGCUAACAACCUUUACAUGGAGCUCAGUGCUGUCAUGUUGCAGCUGGAGCUCAAAGAGAAAGAGUUGCAGAGGAGAGAGCAGUCAUUGGAUAAAAAGUAUCCUGGUCUGUUUAAGCACCACAGCUCCAGACAGAGCAGCUCCUCCAACACCAUGGACAAGUUCAUCAAGAAGAGAAAUGUCCCUCAGAAACUGCCCUCGGGAAAGAGGCCAGACAUCCUCAAAUCGGAGGUCAUCAUUCCCAAAAUGGAUUCCUCCAUGAUGCAAGUCACUAUCCCAGCCUGCCCCAACAGGAGCUCCACUUCUCCCAGCCGCUCUCGGAGGGUAAAGACCCGCCACCGCAAGCCAGGGAAGGGAAGCAGCGGAGACCUGGCUGGACUCAAAGCGACUCAAUCAUCCCCUAACAGGGACUCGGCUGCCCAAGCUAACAGUUCAACCAACAACACCUCCAAGCAGCUCCUGGAGCCGUCCGCAGCCCUGCGAGGGCUCAGCCAUGAGCAGCAGCAGAGGCAGCUCUCCUCCUCCAGCCCCGACCUCAUCUGCACCACGCUGGAGGCAGAAGGACAAGGAAAAGGGGAGACCUCUGUGGGCGGGCUGGAGAGAGGUGGCAGCCUUAGUGCCUCUGCAGGGUUAGGGGGGUCGGAGGCAGGGGCAGCUGGUCUCGAUGAUCUCACAGAAACUCCCCCACGUAGCGACACACCGAGUGAAGAUGCUGCGUCUUUUCCGUUCUCCAGCAGCCCCGACUCACCGUGUGGGCGGGCGGCUGCAGGUCGGGGGUCUUUGGGAUCUCCACGUCUGCCACACGAUGGGGAGGAUAAGGAGGAUGCAGCGGGUGCUGUAAGGCUACCCCGGGGGGCAUCAGGAGGGAUUGGGAGUCAGCAUCUCACACCUUCAGCCAUUCUGUACAGAGCAGCUAUCACACGCAAACAGAGGCGUGGAGUGUCAUCAGAAGAGGAGGAGGGUGAGGUUGACAGUGAGGUUGAGUUACCACGGAGACGACGUCCGACCAGCAUCACAAAGUGUCAGUCAGUGUCUACCUUCAGCUCGGAGAACCUGUCUGUGUCAGACGGCGAGGAGGGACACACCACCGACCACUCUCACAGCGGCACCCCCGACGUGGUCAGCACCAACACUGACGACAGGCUGGACGACCGCAGCGAUGACCUCCUCUCUCAGGGGUCUGAGAUCCCCGCGGACAACACGGAUCCCGCCCAGGCUUCUGAUGGCCUGUCGGAGCGAGACGGAGCCCUAGGCCAGGCCAAAGCUCAGCUGGACGCUGGGCAGAAUCCUAAUGAGAGUCGGGCCCUGUGUGAUGAUUCUGACUGUGACAGUGCUGAGCUGGAUCAGUCUGGCAGUGGAGAGCCCAGCCGUCCUCCCAGUGCUGGAGCAUGGGCCCCCCUCACUACACCUCACACAGGACCUCCGUAGAUCACUGGACACAAGCAAAGACCUCCAACUACCCUCCAGUGAACAACCAUCACAGGCGUACACAAAUCUGUCAGUGCAGUACAUUACUGUUGUCGAGAGGGAUCACACUUAAAACUGGGCUCUGACUAUGACAAGUGGGCUUGUGGUGUCUCAUGAGUUGGUUCCUGGCAAACCUUCAUCAGAUAGCAUAGGACAUUUGUCAUAACCUGACAUCAGAUAUUUUGGCAGCUUGUGACAUCAGAUAAUGUCAUUUGAGUUCUGUUAGUUUUUUUUUUUUUUUUUAAGGCAAAAUAGUUACCAAGGUAACCUUAGCCACUGCUCCAGUACAGCAAAAACCCUUCCACAGACACGCACGCACAAGAUACCACACUCAUCCUUUAAACACUCUAAUCCUCACUCUGGGAGCAUCCUUCAUGAUUCUCCACACACACGAAUGCAUCAAAUACUAAUAAAUAAUAAUGUAAAUAUCCAUUACCUACCACAUGAGAAAUAUCUAACUUUAUUUUAUUUGUAAGAUAAAAAUGUAAGACUAAAUGGUAUGCAGCCCUGUGAACAAAUGCAUGACUACAUGUUUAUAAUUUAUGGUUUGAAUGUGUCAGUUUUAUAUUUUGUGAGAGUUUACACUUUUUUAAUCCUGAAAGUAUUACUUAAGUUAUUUUUUUGUUAAUAAAUGUCAGCACUCAAGGGGGGGGGGGGGGGGAGUCCGAAUGGAAUGAAAAUCUCACCAGGAUAUCGAUCAUGAUGCAUUAUUAGGAUUCUAAGGUAAUACAUCAUUUUUUUAAACCCUUCUACGACUGAGUUUCGAAUGACAUGGUUGAUAUAUUUUUGUGAAGCUUAUCAAACAUGUGAAAUGAUUGGAAAGCUUUGGGUUCAAUCAAAAUGCACUUUUGCCACUUUAGGUAUACUGGCGCUGCUCUACCAAUUUCUAAAAUUGUUUUGUCUUUUGUCGGUAGGAUGAUCAUUUGAGUAGUGCAAGAAAUAGAUUGCACUUGCAUAGCUAGUUUAGUAACAAUGCAUUUCUAUAAAAUCAUCCAAGUAAAAGAUAGACGGGUUAGAAUACUAGGUGUGAAGAAAAAAAUAUCAAAAACGCUUCAGCAGAAUUAGAGAUUUAUUUUUUUAUAGGACGCAUUAUUUUACUCGUCAAAGCCUGUUGCCUACAUUACCCAAUUACUACCAACUACUUCUGUCAGAGUCGCGUUUAAUUCAUUUAUAUGCCAGUAGCGGCUUACCUACCCUAGACAACGCUACACGCUGACUCAAGCUACGUCACUUGAGACAGUUUACACCUGUAACACCGAUUUAAAUGUGUAAAAUUCCCCUUUAAGAAAAGAACCACACGGCUCCUGUAUUUCACGACGUUGAUAGGUUUCAUAAAAACCUCAACUUCCUUCUACCCUUUAAGAUAACUGCAGAAGUAGCCAAGAUAAGGAAUAGCGCACUUCUCUGUGGUGGUUUACUAGUUGAACAGUAAGUAUCCUUUGGGUUUGAAUAGAAAUGUUUUGUUUUUAUACAGCAUUGCACAUUGUACCUGUAACAUAGGAAUUAUAUCAAAUGCAAAAUAUUAUGAGCAACAAUAAAUGAUGUAUUGGUUUAAAAAAAAAAAAAAAAUUGUGAAAAUCGAAACAGGUGUCUUAAUUACAGGUUGUAGUGUUGCUGCAUCACGAGGCAUCCGGACAUGAAAUUAAAGACUGUUUACAAUGUCUCUACGCAUGUUUAACCUUUUCCAUUUUUCAGUUUCAUUUCUUAA
Molecule: messenger RNA, 4873 nt
Organism: Labrus bergylta (ballan wrasse)
Lineage: Eukaryota; Metazoa; Chordata; Actinopteri; Labriformes; Labridae
Gene: map3k12
Product: mitogen-activated protein kinase kinase kinase 12
Biological process (GO): protein autophosphorylation; JNK cascade
Cellular component (GO): cytoplasm
Molecular function (GO): MAP kinase kinase kinase activity; ATP binding
Source: RefSeq, a predicted model, not a curated record